AUGCUCCCCCAGAUUCGCCCCCUGCACGCCCGCCCGGCCGUCGGCGCCGUACACCGGCACGCAUCCCCUGCGCCGCCCUCCCUCGGGCUUGGGCAGCAUGGCCGGGUCGCCGUGGGGAGGACGGCGACGUCGAAGACGCCCUUGGUCUGCCGCUCCGUCGCCAGCCCAGCGGCGAGCGAGGGGGCGGCGGCGAUGCAGAGACCCUGGAAGCUCAGCGACGCUCGCCUCGUCCUCGAGGAUGGCUCCGUCUGGAAUGCCAAAUCCUUCGGCGCUUCCGGGACGCAGGUCGGCGAGGUGGUGUUCAAUACCUCUAUGACAGGGUACCAGGAGAUUUUAACCGACCCUAGCUAUGCUGGUCAGUUCGUUUUGAUGACCUGCCCUCAUAUCGGAAACACCGGUGUUAACCUUGAUGACGAGGAAUCCGGAAAAUGUUUCCUUGGUGGCUUAAUCAUACGGAACCUAAGCAUAAGUACUUCCAACUGGAGGUCCAUAGAAACACUUGAUGAAUAUUUGAGGAAGAGGAACAUUAUGGGCAUAUAUGAUGUGGACACGCGUGCAAUAACACGCCGGUUAAGGGAAGAUGGUAGUCUGAUUGGUGUCCUAAGUACUGACCAGUCUCUCAAAGAUGGAGAACUGUUGGAAAUGGCAAAAAAUUGGAAAAUUGUUGGUGUUGAUUUGAUAAGUGAGGUUUCAUGCGAUGCUCCAUACGAAUGGUUAGACAAGACUGGUUCAGGAUGGGAGUUCAACGACAAGCAGUCAAGUGAAACUUUUCAUGUUGUUGCAUAUGAUUUUGGAGUCAAGCACAACAUUUUGAGACGCCUGGCAUCAUAUGGAUGCAAAAUAACCGUUGUUCCAGCAAGCUGGCCUGCUUCGGAGGUACUUAAUUUGAAGCCUGAUGGAGUCCUUUUUAGCAAUGGCCCUGGUGACCCAUCUGCAGUUCCAUAUGCUGUGAAAACUGUACAAGAAAUAGUAGGGAAGGUCCCAGUAUUUGGCAUCUGCAUGGGUCAUCAAUUGAUUGGGCAGGCUCUUGGUGGGAAAACAUUUAAAAUGAAAUUUGGUCAUCAUGGAGGAAACCACCCUGUUCGUGAUAACAGAACUGGACGUGUGGACAUCAGUGCACAGAAUCAUAACUAUGCUGUUGACCCUGAAUCACUCCCGGAAGGAGUACAAGUAACACACAUCAAUCUAAAUGACCAGAGCUGUGCUGGUCUUGUGUUCCCCAAGAUGAAGCUUAUGUCUCUUCAGUACCAUCCGGAGUCAUCCCCUGGGCCACAUGACUCAGACUUGGCGUUUGGUGAGUUUGUGGAGCUGAUGAAGAGCAACAGAUUGUGAGAAGCCAGGUUGGGAUGCCUUGUGUGCAUCAUGAGGUGGAACUUGUUGUCGGCCGGCUUCUCGUUGGACCGAAGUAGUAUGCUCCGAGGAGGAAUUGUAUUUUUCUUGUUCAUUUUUCUUAUCAGCUGACCAAACCUAUAAAGUUACUAGUGGUAUGUACUAUUUGUUGGAGAUUGAAGAAUAAAAUCUUUUGAGCUGUUGUAUUAAUCGAGCUGUAAAACAACUACGUCGUGGAUAUGAAAUCCGCCUCCUAUUUCUA
Messenger RNA from Lolium rigidum, 1591 nucleotides. RefSeq names its product carbamoyl-phosphate synthase small chain, chloroplastic-like. Gene Ontology annotation, cellular component: cytoplasm; carbamoyl-phosphate synthase complex. The transcript is spliced from 9 exons. Gene Ontology annotation, biological process: 'de novo' pyrimidine nucleobase biosynthetic process; L-arginine biosynthetic process; L-glutamine metabolic process. The coding region runs from base 1 to 1332 and encodes 443 amino acids. Gene Ontology annotation, molecular function: carbamoyl-phosphate synthase (glutamine-hydrolyzing) activity. The record is from RefSeq and is a predicted model, not a curated record. NCBI's taxonomy places the organism in Eukaryota, Viridiplantae, Streptophyta, Magnoliopsida, Poales, Poaceae.